AAUAUCGACAAGAUUCCGCUUCUUGAUUGUCCAAUUUUGGUGAUUCAUGGAACCGAAGAUAAAGUUGUGAAUUGUUCCCAUGGAAAGCAGUUAUGGGAGCUUUGCAAAGACAAGUACGAACCCUUAUGGCUCAAAGGAGGAAGCCAUUGUGACUUAGAACUUUACCCACAAUACCUAAAUCACCUUCGUAAGUUCAUAUCCGCCAUACAAACACUACGUCCAACCAAAAAAGUUCACGAACAUGAUCAUAAACCACCACCGACCACCAAUCAAAAGGACAAAUCUCGAGCUACCCAUAAGUCGAGAAACAGCGUGGAUCGGUUGCUGAAGGCAAAGAACAACGUAGAUCCAUCGGAAAGACCACGAAAUAGCUUUGACCGCUUGGGAGAUAUAGUGCGGUCUGUUGGGUUGUGCAACGUCGACUGUUUGAAGCACGAGGUGGCCGAAGCUUGAUAUUGAAAAAUGUAAAUGACUAUCUCCGUUGGAUUUAAUGGUUUAACGGUUCUUAUCGAAUUA
This is a messenger RNA of Cucurbita pepo subsp. pepo (vegetable marrow), 516 nucleotides long. NCBI's taxonomy places the organism in Eukaryota, Viridiplantae, Streptophyta, Magnoliopsida, Cucurbitales, Cucurbitaceae. The record is from RefSeq and is a predicted model, not a curated record.